Messenger RNA from Penicillium arizonense, 1518 nucleotides. RefSeq names its product endo-beta-1,2-glucanase. The coding region runs from base 1 to 1518 and encodes 505 amino acids. The transcript is spliced from 8 exons. Lineage: Eukaryota; Fungi; Ascomycota; Eurotiomycetes; Eurotiales; Aspergillaceae. The record is from RefSeq and is a predicted model, not a curated record.
AUGCGUCUCAGCCAGAUUUCUACAUCGACUGUUCUCUGGCUGGGUUUGGCCCAGGCCCUACCCAAAACUUCAAGCCAAGCGAGCAAGCCAUCGUGUCGCUUUGCAGCCGAAUAUACUCAGGAGCAAAUACUUCGCGAUCCCACCGAUUUCUUGGAUGACAUGCUGUACUGGGAGGGCAAGUUCCAUCAAAAUAACGUCUCAUAUAACGCCGACAACGGCAUGUCCUACGAUGGAACCAGCAUCGACUGGGCGCUUCAAAUCAUGUUGUAUGCGCAUGCAGUUUCCGGCUCCUCACAAGCUGCUCGCUUCCUUUCUCCUGAUCACCCAUCUGCAGCCCCCAAGAUUGCCGUUUCUAUAAUGGAGACCAAGUUGCAGACUUACCAGAAAUUCAACGAGACAUACCCAGGAUUCGGUGGCUUUCUGCCUUGGUUUACAUCAAGCACGCAAGAUAUCACACCCACGUGGGACUGGGUAAACCGAGUUCCUGCUCUUGACAAUGGUGAACUACUGUGGGCCGUAUAUGGGUUUAUCCAAGCUCUUGAGAGCACCGGAAACAAGUCUUAUCUUGGACUCGCUCAGAAGUGGCAAACUUGGAUGGACUAUACCAAGACCACUGCUGCGAAGAUAUUUUACCUGGGCGAUGGUCAGGUUUGCGCCGUAAUUGACCUCAAGGAUCAGUCUUUACCCGUUGAUCAUCCCGACCAGUCCUAUACCUGCGAGGGCAGUGGCCGACUCAAUGACCCUUAUGAGGGCGAACUAUUCACCUUCUGGCUUCAAUUCUUCGCUGAUCUACCGGAUUCUGACAAGAAAGCACUCUGGGAAACUAAGCGUCCCCAGCUAGUCAGCGUAGACUACCACGUAGGCAACGUUGGGCCUAUCACUGUCCAAAAAGGAUAUUGGUUCUCCAGCCAUGAAACCUGGAAGGUCAUGGAGAUGCCAUACUACGACAUUGAUAUUGUCCGACGCGUAUACGAAAAUGCCGAACGUGUGCGUACCUGCAACUCAGUCGUCACCAAAAACCCCGGAAUGUUCGCAUCUGUCAAUAACAUCACGGACCCCUCAACCGGGGAUGUCGUCGGUUAUAUCUCGAACGCUGGUAUCCCGUCAAUCUCGAAUCAGACUGUGCAGGAGCUCGAUGUCAUUACUCCAUAUAGUGUGUUUCCGACUAUCCUGUUUAACAAGUCUGUUGGUCUGGCCUGGUGGAGAAACAUGGUCGUUGCAAGAAAAAUGCAAAACAUUUAUGGGAGUACUGAAUCUACCCGUGUCGACGGCACAGGAGUUUCUGCGCUGCUUACUUGGGAUAGCAAGGUCACCACGGUCAGUGCGCUGCUUGGAGGUGUGACCGAUUUUGUUCGCCAGAAGAUGAAGGCGGACAAGAUCUAUGACGAGUUCGUGGAUAUCAUUGAGACCGAGUACUCGCGUGUAUUCAAGAAUCUUAAGGGAGAGGAUGUUGCAUUCUGUCUACCUUGGGACACAGUUCCCGAUACGGGGUUAGCAGACUUUGCUCUUUGCCAAUAG